AUGGCCAGCAAGUUUGGGCUAGCCGGCGGCAUCCCGGAGCGGCGGGUGAGGCCGAUCUGGGACGCAGUCGACUCGCGUCAGUACAAGGCCGCGCUCAAGCUCUGCACCGCGCUCCUCGCCAAGCACCCCACAUCCCCCUACGCGCUAGCCCUCAAGGCUCUUAUUCUGGAAAGGAUGGGAAAGCCUGAUGAAGCAUUGAGCGUGUCCCUGAAUGCCAAGGAGCUAUUGUAUUCUGACAACAUUUUUCAUUUUGAUGAUCUUACACUUAGCACUCUACAGAUAGUAUUUCAAAGGCUUGACCGAUUGGAUCUUGCUACUUCGUGCUAUGAAUAUGCCUGUACAAAGUAUCCAAGUAACUUGGAAUUAAUGAUGGGACUUUUUAAUUGCUAUGUUAGAGAGUACUCAUACGUGAAACAACAGCAGACAGCUCUCAAAAUGUACAAAACUGUAGGAGAAGAAAGGUUUUUGCUUUGGGCAGUUUGCAGCAUUCAACUGCAGGUGCAUUUUAGCAGUGGAGGUGUGAAAUUAUUGGCACUAGCUGAAGCAUUGCUGAAGAAGCACAUAAAUUCUCAUAGUUUACAUGAGCCAGAAGCACUUUCUCUCUAUGUUUCAAUUUUGGAGCAACAGGAAAAAUAUGAUGCUGCUUUGGAAGUUCUUUCUGGAGACUUGGGGUCUCUUCUGGGAAGGGAGGAGGACAAGCUUCGUUUGCAGGGACGUCUUCUUACUCAAGCAAGUAGCUAUCCGGCUGCUUCGGAAAUAUAUCAGAAGGUUCUGGAGUCUUGUCCUGAUGACUGGGAGUCCUUUCUCCAUUAUAUAGGAUGUUUGCUGGAGCAUGACGUGAAUCUCCCUAAACCAUCCACUGGCGAACACACUUGUCCUUCUUGCUCUGUUGAUUCAGCAUUAUCCAACAAGACUUCUCUUAGCAAGGAGCUGGUUGAAUCUCGCCUUACAAGUGCGUUGUCUUUUGUGCAAAGUCUACAAGAAAAUAACUCAAGCGAUUGUGUCAGAGGACCUCAUUUAGCUAAUAUUGAAAUUGAACGGCAGCGGUGCCUCAAUGGAAACCCAGAUAAUAUCAAGCUUAUGGAAGCUUUGGUGAAGUACCUCCACAGAUUUGGUCAUUUGUCUUGCUCAGCAUCUGAUGUUGAAAUUUACCUUCACAUGCUAUCCAACAAUGAGAUAUCUGAGCUGCUAGGUGAAAUCACUAGAUCUUUUGAUGCAUCAUCAAUUUCAGCUAACACACUGGGUUCGACAAUUACUCUUUUCAAGGUCCAGGAACUUUUGGGAACUUUAUUCACAAAAUCAACUUCAGAACUUCAGGGCAUUGCAAAAAGAAUGGUUGAUACCUUUUACAAAAAUCUGCCUCUCUCAAAUGACUUGGAUCCUCAGGAAAGCAUGUACGGUGAAGAACUUCUGUCAAUGGCCAGCAGUAUCCUUGUGCAGCUAUACUGGCGCACCAGGGACUUAGGAUACCUACUUGAAGCAAUUUUGAUACUGGAGUUUGGAUUGACUGUUCGCAAGUAUGUCUGGCAAUACAAGAUUACUCUGGUGCAUCUUUACUCUUACUUGGGGGCACUUCCUUUAGCACAUAAAUGGUACACAACCUUGGAAGUGAAAAACAUUCUUCUAGAGUCUGUUUUGCACCACAUCUUGCCACAAAUGUUAAAUUCUCCCUUCUUGCAACAUGCUGCUGAUCUUGUUAAGGAUUAUUUGAAAUUUAUGGAUGAUCAUUUGAAAGAAUCUGCUGAUCUUACGUGUCUCGCAUAUAGACACCGUACUUACUCAAAGGUAAUUGAGUUUGUUCAAUUUAAAGAUCGCUUGCAUCGCUCCAUGCAAUAUAUUUCUGUAAAAUCAGAUUCUGUUAUGCUACAUCUGAAGCAGAAGGCGGACUCUCUUGAUGAAGUGGAGUCUAUUCUUGAAAGUGUGAGCCAUGGAACAAAGCUGGUUGAGCUAUCUAAUGAGGAUAGCAUGAAAGACUUAACCUUCAACGAAGAUCUUGAUGCACGGCCUUGGUGGACGCCAACAAGCAGCGUUAAUUUACUUUCAGAACCAUUUGAUGAAAGUUCAACACCUGCAAGCUAUAGAGCCAAAAUGUGCAAGCACAUAUCUAAUGAGAAAGAUGGUUCGAAGCUGAAAGAUGUAGAGAGAAAAUCUCUUGUUCCUCGACUUGUUUAUCUUUCCACACAUGGUUGUGCGUCUUUUCUUAGGGAGAGUGAAUCAAAUGGUGUGUCCUCUGAUGUUACUGCUUCUGGGGAGAUGAAAACUUUGCUUGAGAAAUAUGCUAGGAGUAUUGGUUACUCUUUUGAUGAUGCUCUAAGUGUUGUUCUGGGUAUCUCAUCUGGCAAGAAGGCUGUCAAGGAUUUUGCUCCUGAUAUAGUCAGCUGGAUGAGCUUUGCUGUGUUUAUCAAUGCUUGGAACUUGUGUUCUAAUGUGUCAGUGAUCCCUGGAACUGACCAAAGCAGCCAAAAUUCCUGGUGGAUUGUGGAUAACCUCGUCAAAACUUGCAUAGAUGAGCAGUUGACUGAUACCAAUCAAAUGCUGACUUCUCCAGGAAGCAAUACUCCACUUCUAGCAUGGAUGGUGACAGAGCCCAUUUCCUGGCACCUUCUUGUAAUCCAAUCCUGUAUGAGAUCUAUGGCUCCACAAGGGAAGAAGAAGAAGAAAGGCGGUCCAUCUGAGCGACCAAACACACCUCACCUGCAGGCAAUUCGGAGCUCAGUUCAGUGCAUGGCUGACACUCUCCAGAGAGUCCAGAAAUGUCUGUCAGACCAGAUGAAGCCAGAAGACCAAGCUCUGGACAUACUGGUGUCACAUUUGCAAGGAACCAGCGCCGAAGGCCCCGGACAGAUCACCCGUGUCUUGGAUGAGAGCGCAGCAGCUGCCAGCUCCGAAAUCGGUGGCCGGAUCGCCCAUUCUCUAGAACCAUGGAGCUGUGCCUGCGUGAUGAGACGAAUAGUUGGGGCUGAGAAUGAGACGAUAGCCGAGUUGAGGAAGAUAUGCACCUCGAAGCUGAAGCUCCUUGCGUCCGCAUCAGCUUCCCUGUCCUUAGUGUUGCACUAG
Molecule: messenger RNA, 3057 nt
Organism: Miscanthus lutarioriparius
Lineage: Eukaryota; Viridiplantae; Streptophyta; Magnoliopsida; Poales; Poaceae
Source: the annotation of a GenBank genome assembly